AUGGGCUGCGUUCACAGCACUGGCUCGGAGGCCAAGAAACGAUCACAACUGAUCGACGCUCAGCUCCGCCUAGAGCAUGAUCAAUGUGGCACAGAGGUAAAGCUACUUCUGUUGGGAGCUGGGGAGUCUGGAAAGUCAACUAUCGUACGUCAGAUGCGCAUUCUCCAUGUGAUUGGAUUUUCAAAACAAGAAAAGUUAGCAUAUAGAGCAGUGAUCUAUAGCAACAUGAUUCAGUCAAUGCUUGUAAUAAUACGCGUCAUGAAAGCACUUGGCAUUGACUUCGAAAACUCUGCACACAAAGAAGACGCCCAUCAAUUUUCCUCUCACUAUCUCCACAUCCACAACGCUGAUCUAUCAGAAGCCUUCUCUCUGGAACUUUCUGAUCUUAUGAAAAAUUUGUGGAGCGACGCAGGUGUCAGGAGAUGUUUUAAACGGUCACGAGAGUUCCAACUGAACGACUCCACCGAGUACUAUUUCAAUUCUCUGGAUCGCAUUUCCGAGACAACCUAUCUUCCAACCCAGGAUGAUAUCCUUCGUGCACGAGUUAAGUCAACAGGAAUUGUUGAGACUGAUUUCAUGUAUAAGGAUAUAUAUUUCCGGAUGUUUGAUGUCGGAGGUCAACGCUCAGAACGCAAAAAGUGGAUCCACUGCUUCGAAGGUGUCACGGCUGUUAUCUUUUGUGUAGCACUGAGCGAGUACGAUAUGAAGCUGGCUGAAGAUAAGAUCAUGAACCGCAUGCACGAAUCCAUGCAGCUCUUUGACUCAAUCGUGAACAACCGUUGGUUCACCGAGACCUCCAUGAUCCUCUUCCUCAACAAAAUGGACAUAUUUGAGGAGAAGAUUCGUCACAUCCCGCUCAACAUUUGCUUCCCAGAGUACAAAGGAGGCACUAGUGUGACAGAGACAUCGAACUACAUUCGAAGUGUUUUCGAGAAAUUAAACAAGAGGAAAUCAACAGCUCAGAAGGAAGUCUACAGUCACUUUACUUGUGCCACAGACACCAAUAAUAUCAGAUUCGUGUUCGAUGCUGUGACCGAUAUUAUCAUCAGAUAUAAUCUCAAGGACUGCGGCCUCUUUUAA
Caenorhabditis briggsae is the source of this 1080-nucleotide messenger RNA. It is a transcript of the gene Cbr-gpa-4, whose product is annotated as Protein CBR-GPA-4. The record is from RefSeq and is a predicted model, not a curated record. Gene Ontology annotation, molecular function: G protein-coupled receptor binding; G-protein beta/gamma-subunit complex binding; GTPase activity. Lineage: Eukaryota; Metazoa; Nematoda; Chromadorea; Rhabditida; Rhabditidae. Gene Ontology annotation, biological process: adenylate cyclase-modulating G protein-coupled receptor signaling pathway. The transcript is spliced from 6 exons. Bases 1 to 1080 code for a protein of 359 amino acids. Gene Ontology annotation, cellular component: heterotrimeric G-protein complex.